Messenger RNA from Lactuca virosa, 1293 nucleotides. The record is from the annotation of a GenBank genome assembly. Lineage: Eukaryota; Viridiplantae; Streptophyta; Magnoliopsida; Asterales; Asteraceae.
AUGAGUUCCAGAAGUAAGAAUGAAGAUAGGCUUAGCUCUUUGCCUGAAGAGAUUCUUUCACAUAUACUCUCUUUAAUGCCUACAAGUUUUGCUGUGCGAACUAGCAUUUUAUCCAAAAGAUGGAAAUACAGUUGGACAUUGGUCACAAACCUUGACUUGAACGAUUAUUACCUUGGGUUUGAUUUCAAAUGCUUCUCAGAAUUUGUGGAUCGGGUAUUGGAGCAUUGCAAAACAUCACAACUUCAAUCAUUCCGGUUAGGUCUUUUUCGUACUUCAGUGCAAAAGUCAGAUGUUGCAAAGUGGAUUAAUGAGGCAAUUAGGUUAAAUGUUAGUGAGGUUGACAUACAAGUUAGGAAAAUUGGUUUGCCUCUCAGCCUGUUUACUUGCAAGACGCUUACAAAAUUAAGAUUAGCUGGGAGUACUUUUGAUGAUUCAGAUGUUUUUAAUGGUCAGUCUCCAGUCGUGAUGCUUCCUGGUUUGGAAACUCUUGAUCUCAAUGUUUCUAGGAUAUCUUGUGUCAACUUAUUCAGAUUCAUCCAUGGCUGCCCAGUACUUGAAAGUUUAUCUCUGGAGAUAUUAUGGCCUGAUGAUGAAGUAGACUACAAUUUCAACAUUCCUACUUUGAAGCGAUUGGAAUUAAGAAUGAGUAGUUUAUAUACAAGCAAAGUUGUUUUAAAUGUCCCUAAUCUUGAAUACCUUUGUGUUGGUGAGGAUUUGUGCCCACACUUCGUGAUGAAAGAUUUGUCGUCUUUGGUUGAGGCAGCUGUUUUUUUUAAUGGUGGUUUAAUAGAUUAUCGUCAGAAGGUUGAGCUUCUAAAAGGAUUAAGUGGAGUUAAAUCACUUUCUUUGUUCACUUCGACUUUUAAUGAAUUUGUACAUUCACAUUUGCCCAAGUUUCUCAAUUUGAAGCAUUUGGAAUUGAAGGAUUCUUUCAAAUCUCCAUGGAUCUUAGUUAGUCAAAUUCUUGAAAGCUCUCCUGAGUUGGAGCAUUUAUGUUUUGAAGAGCCGGAAGAUAGUAGCUGGAUUGAGCCGCAGUCAGUUCCCACUUGUUUGGUUUCGAACCUUAAAACAAUGAAAAUUACAAAGUGCAAGGGGCGGAGUUGUGAUAUACAAUUCCUAAAAUACAUAUUGGGGAAUGCAGAGGUUUUGAAGACAAUAACAAUCAUACGUGGAAGUUUACGCAUGAAGGAUGAAAUGGAAAUGUGUGCACGCUUGUUGAAGUUUCCAAGAGCUUCAAGGUUUUGUGAGAUUCAUUUUGUUGGGAAAUGGCUUUAUUCUUCUACAGGUAACUAG